UCCCGCCUGCGAACAGCGCGGGUCGCUCUCUGCUGCGGGGAUCUCAGGUCGGAACUCAGGCUCCAGGGUACGUGUAUAUAUGUUACACACAACAUAUAGAUCUCGUAGCUUUUAACGUGCUCGCCCUCGCAAGCGGCGAAAGGCUUUAAUGUGAGUUACUCUCUAUGUGGAAGCGAAGAAACCUUCUUUCAAGCGGAGCUGCAGUUUUGCUGAAUAAUCACGUGUGAGUUAGGGGCGGGCUCUUGGCAAGGAGUUUUUUUACGAGUAUUUACUACAAGGUCUACUCCAGAAGAUUAACCAUCCCAAUCCUUCUGUCAGUCUCCGAUGCCAUGCCUGGUUAAAAAAAAAAAUCUCCUCUUUUUCCGAUCGUCAGUCACCCUAAAGAAUGGCCGAGCCUUCUGGGAACGAGCUGGCGUCCGCGGCUGCCAAGGGGGACCUAGUGCAACUCACUAAUUUGUUGCAAAGGAAUGUAAACGUCAAUGCCCAAAAUGGAUUUGGGAGGACUGCGCUGCAGGUCAUGAAGCUGGGCAACCCCGAGAUCGCGCGCAGGCUGCUCAGCAGCGGCGCCGACCCUGACCUGAAGGACAGAACGGGCUUCGCCGUGAUACACGACGUGGCCCGCGCGGGCUUCCUGGACACUUUGCAGACUCUGCUGGAGUUUGAGGCCGACGUGAACAUCGAGGACGCCGAGGGCAACCUGCCGCUGCACCUGGCGGCGCCCUGA
Molecule: messenger RNA, 724 nt
Organism: Tinamus guttatus (white-throated tinamou)
Lineage: Eukaryota; Metazoa; Chordata; Aves; Tinamiformes; Tinamidae
Gene: CDKN2C
Product: cyclin dependent kinase inhibitor 2C
Biological process (GO): regulation of cyclin-dependent protein serine/threonine kinase activity; negative regulation of cell population proliferation; regulation of G1/S transition of mitotic cell cycle
Cellular component (GO): nucleus; cytoplasm
Molecular function (GO): protein kinase binding; cyclin-dependent protein serine/threonine kinase inhibitor activity
Source: RefSeq, a predicted model, not a curated record